Phytophthora sojae is the source of this 864-nucleotide messenger RNA. RefSeq lists its product as hypothetical. The transcript has 2 exons. Lineage: Eukaryota; Oomycota; Peronosporomycetes; Peronosporales; Peronosporaceae. Gene Ontology annotation, molecular function: ATP binding; tryptophan-tRNA ligase activity. The coding region runs from base 1 to 864 and encodes 287 amino acids. The record is from RefSeq and is a predicted model, not a curated record. Gene Ontology annotation, cellular component: mitochondrion. Gene Ontology annotation, biological process: tryptophanyl-tRNA aminoacylation.
AUGGUGGCGGCGCUGCUGGGGGCGGGGCUGGACCCGACGCGCAACAUUUUGUUCCGCCAGUCCGACGUGGCGGCGCACGCCGAGCUCGCGUGGCUGCUGAGCUGCAUCACGCCGCUCGGCUGGCUGCAGCGCAUGACGCAGUUCAAGCAGAAGUCGGCGUCCGCCAAGACCGAGAGCUCGCUGGGGCUGCUGGCCUACCCCGUGCUCAUGGCGGCCGACAUCCUGCUGUACCGCGCGACCCACGUGCCCGUGGGCGAGGACCAGCAGCAGCACUUGGAGCUCACGCGGAUGAUCGCCACGACCUUCAAUGACCGCUUCGGAUCCAACCGUCCUGACGGGAAGGAGGUGCUGCCGAAGCCGUUCCCGAUGGUGGAGGAAGACACCACGACGCUCACGGGCACGCAGAGGAAGUCUCUCUCGCGAAUCAUGAGUCUGCGUGACCCCACCAAGAAAAUGAGCAAGAGCGACAAGUCGGCGCUUAGUCGAAUCGAGCUCACGGACACGGCAGACGAGAUCCGCAAGAAGGUGCGCAAGGCCACGACGGAUGCUGUGAGCGGCAUCUACUACGACCGAGAAGAGCGGCCUGGCGUCUCGAACCUCCUGGACAUCGCCAGCGCCGUCACCGGUGAGAGCGUCGCACAGCUCGAGGCGCAGUACGCGGAGUUCCGCACUGGUGACUUCAAGGACAGCGUGGCUGACGCCGUUAUUGCCAAGAUUUGCCCCAUCGGAGAGCGUAUCAAGCAGUACGAGGCAGACCAAGCGUAUAUCGACAAGGUGCUGGCGGACGGCGCAGCGCAGGCCUCUGAACUCGCUGCUGUCACUUUGAAGGACGUGAAGGAGGUCAUGGGCCUCGCUAGGGCGUAG